Drosophila grimshawi is the source of this 3420-nucleotide messenger RNA. RefSeq names its product atrial natriuretic peptide receptor 1. Gene Ontology annotation, biological process: protein phosphorylation; receptor guanylyl cyclase signaling pathway; cGMP biosynthetic process. Gene Ontology annotation, molecular function: ATP binding; protein kinase activity; peptide receptor activity. The record is from RefSeq and is a predicted model, not a curated record. Lineage: Eukaryota; Metazoa; Arthropoda; Insecta; Diptera; Drosophilidae. Bases 1 to 3420 code for a protein of 1139 amino acids. Gene Ontology annotation, cellular component: membrane. The transcript is spliced from 13 exons.
AUGCCCCAUGCAUUGGGUAGCGGCAUAGAGUCGUGGGAGGAACCAAGGGAACCAAACAUAGAUAGCGUUAUGUAUCAGGCUCGAUCCAGUAAUGCCAGUGAAAACAUCGAUAUAAACGUCUUUGAGCGCAUCCGAGAGUCCAAAAAUCAAAAAGGCUCCCUCAACGAAGGCGACAUUAGCAGGAUGCGUGUCUACAAUGUUGGCGUCCUAAUGGCCUCCCAUUUGGAUUCACCUUUUGAUCUGGAACGUUGCGGACCUGCUGUCGAUUUGGCCUUGGAUCAGAUUAACAAAAAAUUUCUCGCUCCACAUAAUGUCAGGCUGGUCAAGAAGAAGGCCAGUUACCCAUCUUGCUCGGGAGCCAAGGCGCCCGGACUGGCAGCGGAUAUGCAUUUCAAGGACGAUGUCAUCGCGUUCAUAGGACCCGCGUGCGCAUUUGCUCUGGAGCCGGUUGCCCGCUUGGCCGCCUAUUGGAACACGCCCAUUAUAACGGGAAUGGGAGAUCAGCCACCUUCAUCCGAGGGCGAAGUGACUGUCACCUCGGGCAUCCUGGGCAGAAUACACAAGUGGAAGAACGAGGGUUCGGGCAUGUUCAAGGAUAAAUCCAAGUAUCCGACAUUGACGCGAAUGUCCUACUGUCAGUGUCGUCUGAAGCUGGUCUUUGCCAGCGUUUUCCGUCAGUUCAAGUGGAAGCAUGUGGCGCUGCUCGUCGAUCGCUCCGAGCUGUACUCGUUGACCGUGGGCAAGAAUCUGGAAUACGGCCUGCUGCAGGAGGGACUCUUGAGUUUUGUGCGCGAACUGAACGGCAACGAGGAGGAGAUCUAUGAGAACUAUCUCAGGGAUGCGAGCAUGUAUGCGCGUGUGGUCAUCUUGUCUGUGCGAGGUGUUCUCGUACGGAAAUUUAUGCUCGCCGCACACAGUUUGGGUAUGACGAACGGGGAGUGGGUGUUCCUCGAUGUGGAGAUCUUUCAGAGCGCCUACUGGGGCGACAAGGAUUGGGAGUUGGGCGAUGAGAAUGAUAUGCGUGCCCGCAAGGCAUAUGAGGCACUGUUGCGUGUCUCCCUGCUACAGCCGACGAGUCCCACCUAUCAGGACUUUGCGGAUAAAGUCCGGGGCAUUGCCCUGUCCGAGUAUAAUUAUACGUUUGUCGAGGGUGAGGAGGUCAAUUUCUUUAUUGGUGCCUUCUACGAUGGUGUCUUUCUGCUCGGCAUGGCGCUGAAUGAGACUCUAACCGAGGGCGGUGACUUACGCGAUGGGUUGACCAUCACUCGACGGAUGUGGAAUCGCACUUUCGAAGGGAUAACGGGACAGGUUCGCAUCGAUAACAAUGGGGACCGCGAUGCAGAUUACUCGAUUCUCGAUUUGGAUCCCAUCAAUGGCAAAUUCUCAGUGGUUGCUCACUACUACGGUCUCCACAAGAAAUAUGCUGCUGCGCAUGGCAAGAAGAUACAUUGGCCGGGUGGCUGGGAGGGACCGCCACCAGAUGUGCCACCCUGCGGUUUUCUGGGCAAUGCUCCAGGCUGUCAUGGUAAUGGGACGACAAUUAUGUAUUCGGUUUUUGGACUGGCUUUGUUUUUGGGUCUUGUGCUCCUGGUCAUUUGUCUGCUGCAAAAACAAAUGAAGCUCAGCAAGGAGCUGCACAAUAUGUCCUGGAGAGUGCGACCCGAAGAUGUCCUGAUCGAAAUGGGUGGCAUGUUUGGCUCGAAGGGUGGACUCCAGCGCCUGGAUGUGGAGAAUAUAUCACUGCAGCAGUUUGGCAUACAUUCGGGCAGAGCUUCGAUUGCAAGCUUUGCAUCGCUGCCGCCUCAAGUCUACACAACGAUUGGACAAUUCAAGGGCGAACGGGUGGCCAUCAAGAAGGUGAAUGUCAAGAAGGUGGAGGUGACCUCAACGCUGCUCUGGGAGAUCAAGCAGGCCCGCGAUGUGAGCCACGAGAAUACAGUGCGAUUUGUGGGUGCCUGCAUCGAUUUGCCGCGACCCACUGUCCUCAUCCUCACGGAAUACUGCUCGAGGGGCAGCCUGAAGGAUGUACUCGAGAAUGAGGCCAUUGAGCUGGAUUGGAACUUUCGGAUGUCGCUGAUACACGACAUUGUCAAGGGCAUGAGUUAUCUGCACAACAGCGAUGUCGUCGCCCAUGGUAAACUCCGCUCCUGCAAUUGUCUCAUCGAUGGACGAUUCGUUCUGAAGAUCUCCGACUUUGGAUUGAACACGCUAACCACACCCUCGGAUUUUGUGCGCGAUCAGAACUAUUAUACCAAGCUGCUGUGGAUAGCCCCCGAGCUGCUGCCGAUGACCUCGAUUCCCGGCUGUCCGGCGACGCAACGCGGCGACGUUUACUCCUUUGGCAUUAUUUUGGAGGAGAUUGUUAAUCGAGGUGGACCCUAUCAGGAGGCACGACAACAGGGCAUGGAUGUGCACACCAUUCUGCAUAAGGUGCGCCAGUGCGAGUAUCCCCCAUUUCGACCACUCAUACGGGAGAGGGAAUGCCCACCGGAUCUCCUAGUGCUAAUGGAAAAGUGCUGGGCUGACAACCAGGAGGAACGUCCAGCAUUCUCCAUAAUAAGAAGCAACAUACGCACCAUUAUGAAAGGCUUUUGUGAGAAUCUAAUGGACGAUCUGCUGAAUCGCAUGGAACACUAUGCCAACAACUUGGAGACGCUCGUGGAGGAGAAGACCCGUCAGCUCAGUUUGGAGAAGCAGCGCACCGAGGAGUUGUUAUAUCAGAUACUGCCACGUCCCGUCGCUCAACAGCUAAUGGCAGGAGAUCUGGUGGAGCCCGAGGAGUUCAGCAGCGUGACUAUCUAUUUUAGCGAUAUUGUUGGCUUCACCGAGCUCUGUGCUCGCAGUACGCCCAUGGAUGUGGUCAAUUUUCUCAAUGAUCUCUAUAGCACCUUCGAUCGCAUCAUUGGCUUCUACGACGUGUACAAGGUGGAAACCAUUGGCGAUGCCUAUCUGGUGGUCUCUGGUCUCCCGGAACCCAAUGGCGAUAAGCAUGCCCGGGAAAUCGCUUUGAUGGCCCUGGACAUCCUACAGGCUGUGUGCUCCUUUAAUCUGAGACACAAGCCCGAUUACAAAAUACAGAUACGGAUUGGAAUGCAUUCGGGCUCCGUCUGUGCCGGCGUCGUCGGCAAGAAGAUGCCACAUUAUUGUCUCUUUGGGGAUACAGUAAACACCGCUUCACGUUUGGAGACAACCGGAAUGCCUGGCAAGAUUCAUGUUUCAUCGGCCACCAAGGCCAUCUUGGACAAGUUUGGCACAUUUCAAUUGGAGCACAGGGGCGAUGUGGAGCUCAAGGGCAAGGGUACGGUGACCACCUACUGGCUAAAUAGCACCACCGAGGCGGAGGCACGUGCUCCAACUCCGCCGCAAAUAACCAACGAUGAGGUGCCUUUUCCCCUGCUUUUUGCCGGCAUGGGGAAGUGA